Molecule: messenger RNA, 878 nt
Organism: Lucilia sericata (common green bottle fly)
Lineage: Eukaryota; Metazoa; Arthropoda; Insecta; Diptera; Calliphoridae
Product: protein takeout-like
Exons: 5
Coding region: 301-558 (85 amino acids)
Source: RefSeq, a predicted model, not a curated record
UUCAAAUUCAGAAACAAACGCCUAAAUUUGCAUUUUAUACAAAAUGUUUAAAGAAAACUAUUUUUUAAAAUCCUUACAAUUUUAUUCGUUAUAAUAGCUAAGGCUAAGGGAAAUUUUCCUCUAAAUCCUAGACCCUGCCGUUAUAAGGAUACCAGAUGUAUACAAGAACGUAUUAACUUUUUCUUAAAUUCCAAAUAUGCAGGUGAUGGUUUUAUUAAUUUGCCAAAACUUGAUCCUUUGAGUGUGCCUUUGUUGAACAUACAACCCGGUCCCAAUAGUCCCGUUAAUAUAGACUUGAUUAUGAAAAAUAAUUUACUAAAUGGUCUGAAAGAUGCUAAGGCCAUAGGCGUAAGUGGCUUCGAAAGGGACUUGAGUAAAAAACAUGAGAUAAAGUUACAAAUACCUCUUAUUCAUAUGACAGGCGAUUAUAAUGUCAAAGGUCAGGUGAUAGUGCUGCCAGUAGAAGGUAUUGGAAAGCAUGAUAUAACAUUGAACGAUGUUACCCUUGCUAUACAAUUCUCUGGCUCUCCUUAUGUCAAGAAUGGUCGCAUUAUAUGAAAAUCGAAAAUUUAACCGGCUCUCUUACACCGAAAAAGGUCGUUUUCAAUUUCGAUAAUUUAUUCAAUGGCGAUAAAGUUUUGACCAAUAAUGUUAAUGUUUUCAUUAAUGAAAAUUGGUUGGACAUUUUUAACGAAAUUCAUAAUUCACUUUUUAAUGGUCUUACACCAAUAAUGCAGAAAAUUUUGAAUGAUGUCUUUUCGAAAUUACCCUAUGAAGAGUUUUUCGCUAAACAAUAUUAAAUUGUUAUUCUUUUAAAUUUUAUACGUUAUAAAAAUAUUAAAUAAAUAUAUUAACCACUUCACUUUAAAGAUGCAAUG